AUACAUAGCUGUUCUCUUUCAAGACAAGUGGCCUCAGUACAUUGCCUGCUUUCCAGAAAUGCUGAACAAAUUUGAUUAAAAUCUUAGAAUAAAUUAGUUACUUAUCUGCUCCUUGACUGCUUCAUAUUCAUAGUAAAAAUGGGUGUCCUUGCUGUGCUUAUUUUUCCUUUGCUCCUUUUUGGAAUCAGUGGAAUUAUAUAUAUUUACCGAGCAGUUGGUCGGCUAAUGUCAAAGUCAGCUGUGCAAAACAAAGUGGUAGUGAUUACUGAUGCCAUCUCUGGACUGGGCAAGGGUAAGCUAAUGCUCUCGAGUUUCACUCUGAGGAGCGAGUUAGUGUUGUGUAAAAGACAUGGGAGAAUAGAAGCCUUGUAUAAUGCUUUAAUCAGUGUAGCAACCCCAUCUAAAACCUUUACACCAAAGCUCGUACUUCUGGAUCUCUCAGACAUAAACUGCAUUCAAGAUGUAGCUAAAGAAAUAUUGGAUUGCUAUGGAUGUGUGGAUAUACUGAUCAACAAUGCUAGUAUGAAGGUGAAAGGACCAGUGCAGAGUAUCUCAUUGGAACUUGAUAAAAAGAUUAUGGAUGCCAACUAUUUUGGACCUAUAACACUAACAAAAGCCCUUCUUCCCAACAUGAUCUCAAGAAGAACUGGACAAGUUGUCCUAGUAAAUAAUAUCCAAGGAAAAUUAGGAGUCCCAUUUCGUGCUGCUUAUGCUGCUUCUAAGCACGCUGCACAAGGAUUUUUUGAUUGUCUUAGAGCUGAAGUGGCAGAAUUUGAUGUUUGUAUCAGCACCGUGAGUCCAACAUUCAUCCGUUCAUACCAUGUUCAACCAGAGCCUGGCAACUGGGAGGCCUCCAUUUGGAAAUUCUUUUUCAGAAAGCUGGCAUACGGCGUGCAUCCAGUGGAGGUUGCUGAAGAAGUUCUGCGCACAGUGAGCAGAAAGAAACAGGAGGUGUUUAUGGCCAAUGCCAUCCCCAAGGCAGCUCUUUACAUUCGUACUUUCUUUCCGGAAUUGUUUUUUGCCAUCAUUGCCUCUGGUGUUAAGGAAAAGCAGAAGGUAGAAGAGAAAUGAUUUUGUUCACCUCUUUUUUCUGUUUGUGGCCUGAAUAAAGUCCAUGUUUCAAGAGUGA
Molecule: messenger RNA, 1129 nt
Organism: Chelonoidis abingdonii (Abingdon island giant tortoise)
Lineage: Eukaryota; Metazoa; Chordata; Testudines; Testudinidae
Gene: DHRS7C
Product: dehydrogenase/reductase 7C
Biological process (GO): intracellular calcium ion homeostasis
Molecular function (GO): oxidoreductase activity, acting on the CH-OH group of donors, NAD or NADP as acceptor
Source: RefSeq, a predicted model, not a curated record